This is a messenger RNA of Physella acuta, 2752 nucleotides long. RefSeq lists its product as uncharacterized. The record is from RefSeq and is a predicted model, not a curated record. NCBI's taxonomy places the organism in Eukaryota, Metazoa, Mollusca, Gastropoda, Physidae. Gene Ontology annotation, molecular function: protein binding.
CUAGACCUAGAUCUAUAAUUUAAUAAUUUAGAAGUUAGAGAUCUAAAAUUAAAAUAAAUUGUUACAUGUAUCUAAAAUCUGACCAGAAUCUAGAUCUAAUAUUUUAACUAAAUACUAAAAAAUAGCCUACUGGACUGGUGACGGAUUACGGAAGCUUCAUAUAGAUCUAUCAAGUAAAAGCACUAGGAUGAAUUCAGAAAAUGCUAACUUCUCAAUACUUUGCCAAAGUGAUACUGUGGGGACACAGAUUUGAGAUUUUUGGGUUCAAAUAAGAUUACAAAUGCAGAUUUAUUAUCAAGUUAUACACCUUUAGCAGAAAUGCAGCCUGAUGGGAACAGAUAUAUAGAACAUGAAACUACUAUUUUUUCAUUGAAUAUAACAAAUCUUCCUGAGAUUGUUUUAAUAAAUAUAAUGGAAUACUUAACGUUAAAAGAUCGUUAUUACCUAAGUGUAACAUGUCAAUUAUUUAAGGAACUAUUUAACCAUCCUACAUUGUGGAAAGCUGCACAUAUAAUUAUCUGUAUGGAUGAAAUUCAAUGGCAUCAGAGAUCUGUUACAGAAAAAACAGUUACACAUAUAAUUGACAAAUAUUCAUAUUUUUUUCAACAUUUAUACCUUGAAGUUUCUGGAUAUGUUCAACCUUUUAAUGAAGCAUGUCUAAGACUGUUUCAGAGUUUAAAAAAAGAUUCUCGGCUAGAAAGUUUAACGAUUAAAGUUGGCAAAGUAGCUUCAAGCAAACCAAAUGCUCAGAGAUUUGCCACUGCACACUCAGAUUACAGGGAUCUACCAAAUGUAGUGGAUUUGAUAGACAAAUCAAAGCAUCUAAGGAGGCUAACAAUCAUUUCAUGGCCUCUUCACAUUGAUUUAGGAGAGCAGAAUAACUUGUUUAUAGCUCUACUGAAUGAUAAACAAAUGUUACAAUUAGAGCAACUUAGUCUUUUUUACUUAGAUAUAAAACGAGAUCUAUGGGCACAGAGAAUUCCUAAACUUCCAACAGUUGAAACCACACUCAAGUUGGUCUCACAUUUUCGUCACUUGGUAUGCUUGUCACUGCGGUCACCCAUGUUAAAUGAUGAUAUUAUAAAGGAAUUAGCCUCAGUUCAUAGAACAAAACUUCAUACUUUACAGAUUUUAAUUAUGUAUUCCAGAGAACAUAAAGUUGAGCUUAUAUCACCUUCAGCAUGGACCAUGCUCAACUCAGCAUCUCCAAUACUUAGGGUAGAGUAUUUGGUAACAAAUAGAAUACCCUUUGAGCAACUCAGUCUCAUGCUGUCACCUGAGAUUCCUUUAUCUUCUUUCACUGUUUUAAAUUAUGGGAGAUGUGAUGAGCAAGUGGUUGAGAUGUUAUACAAUUAUUACAAUAAAACUUUAGAAAAAUUUAUUAGUCUCUGUGAUUCAUCACAUUGUGAUAAAGCCUUAGUCCAAUUGGUUUCUUCAUGUUCAAAGCUUAAGCACUUUGUUUAUCAUGGAGAGAUUUAUUGUAAAACAAUCAAAGACUUGUCAGAUAUUAUUAAUUUGAGUAAAAGACGCCUAUACUGUUUUGAUUUUAAAGUAAAAAAUAUAGCCAUAGAGGAGGAACCCAUUAAUUUGGAUGAAACAGCCAUUGCAAAAGAUGCAAGAAGUCAAGAGUAUUACCUAGUAAGUAUGCAUCAAUGGCACCAAGAUGAGGACAACAGAGCAAAACAGCUGGAACUGAUGAAGAUACAUGUUUCUCAAUCUUUUGGGUACAAGUGGAAUAUUUGAGAUGGAUUUAUGUGAUUUGCAUGAACAUUCUCAUUGUAAAAUAGGCAUUGAAGUUCUAAUCAACAUAAUAAUUUAGUUAUGAUUUUUUAAAUUAAAAAAAUGUCUUAGAAAUCUCUGUAUAAGUAUAAGAAUCCAAUCCAUAGAAAAAAAAUGUGAUAGUCUAGUAAGAUACUAAAAUUCAUGUCUAUUUUAGCAGAAUGCUUUAACUGGAUAAAUAAUGCACUUUCACAUAACAAAAACUCUUAUGAAAUAUAUAUAUAUAUAUAUAUAUAAGUCUUGUACACAUUUUAUUAAGUAUUUAGUUUUUUUUACCUAUAUGCUCACUUUGGUUUAAACACAACCUACAGUAACAACACAAAUUGUGAAGGUCUUUAAUUUUAUUUUCAACAAUGAUUUUCUAAAGCUGUGCUACAUCUACAAAGAUUGGAUUUUAUUUCAUAUUAAGAUAGUUUUAUUACAUGCUGCGUCCAGCCAGUAACAGUAAAGUUGAAAAGUUGGUUAUUAGGUCAGGUUGCCUGUGAACUAUUAAAAACAUGCCACCUCACUUGUAAUACUUGUAUGCUAUAAUAGGCUACUUUUUUUUUUAUGGCAAUGCUCAAAGGUGUAAUUCUCUGUCUUUGACCAAAAAAAAUUAAGAUUUUGAAAACAGUCAAGGACAUUUUGUAAAAAUUUAAAUCUUUAGGUACUAAUAAUACUAAUAAAUUGUGUAACAAAAUUAUAUGACCAUAUAUUAUUUUCCUGUACACUAUAUUCAUCUGUCUUUCCUUUAAUGAAAAAAAAAGCCACUGUCACCAUCAUCAAAAAUGACUCCAAACAUGUCAAACCUACAAAGAUGUCGGUUGUUUUUUUUUUUUUAUAUUUUUUUGUAAAAUAGAAGAAAUAAACUCAAAAUAAAGUUCCAUCUCUGAACAUUUUAAAACUGUUUUUUUUUUUAACUCACUUGGGAAUUGUUGCUUUUUCCUCUUUAAAACUUACUAAUGAAAUGGUAUUAAACAAGUAUAUUUUUAAC